UGAUGGCCCGGCUCCUCUCCUCUCUGGCCCUGUUCUGCCGGAUCCAGGCCUUCCCCUGCCUGCUGCUCUGCUACCUGCUCUUCAUCCUGCUGGGGGGUCUGGUGUUCUGGGCGGUGGAGGGGCCGGUGGAGCAGCAGCUGAGGGUGGAGGUGGACGAGCUGCGGCGCUCCUUCUUGCAGGAGAACCCCUGUGUGCGGGGGGGCCGUCUGGUGGAGCUGCUGGACAAAGCUCUCUCGGCUCACCAGAGGGAUGUAGCCGUCCUGAAGGCAGACGCUGGGGACAGAGGAUAUGAUUUCACUUCUUCACUUUACUUUGUUAUCGUCACCCUGACAACCAUGGGUUCGGACUCCUACACCCCCACCUCUGAUGAAGCCAAGCUCUUCUGUAUCUUCUACUGCACCCUGGGGAUCCCCCUCACCCUGCUCAUCCUCACCCUCCUCUCCCACUUGCUCCUCCCUGUGGUCACCCACGCUCCUGUGCACGUCCUUCAGAGGGUCUGGGGUCUGUCCUCCAGCCGGGCCGCGGGGGUCCACGCCGGGCUGCUCUCUGUGGGGGUCCUCUGCCUGCUCUUCCCCCUCCCCGCCCUGCUGGUCUGCAUGGUGGAGCCCGCCUGGAGCUUCCUGGACGCUCUCUUCUUCUGCUUCCUCAUCCUGAGCACUGUGGGCCAGGGGGGGGACUCUCUGGGGAGGGGCUGGGGCCCGACGGCCAAGGAGACCCUCCAACUCCUCACCACAUGCUACCUGCUGGGGGGCCUGGUGGUGAUCAUUACUCUGAAGGACACGCUCCUGCAGGUUCCCCGGGUCUGUGCGGUGAUUAGGCUCUUCUCUGGGCCCCAGUAUGCAGAGCUGGAAGGACUCCAUCUCAGUGAGCUGACCCUGAGCGAGGAGCUCUGUGAGGAGGAGGAGGAGGAGGAGGAGGCGGCUCAGUACUCCCAGUCCAUCUGCACCGUCUCCUCCACCCCUCUGGAGCUGAUGAGCCCGCCUGCUGUCACACAGAAAGAGCCCUGAGACCACCUGACCUCCACAGCUGGACACCCCCCCCCUCCCCCAACCCCAGCCUGUGACAAAGAGCUGUUUUGUAAGUCAAAAUGGUUUCAUGUUUUGCUGUUCUCUGCCUUUGAAAUGACUCGAUGCUGCAUUACUGUAUUGUUUUUGGCCACAACAAAACAAACUGAAAAUUAAACAUUAACAUAUAAUAACAUGAUAUGCAUGAAAGUGAACAUGCUGAAUGAUUUAUCAAACAUGUACACAUACACACAGCACAUGGUCAUUCAUUUGUACUGGGUUCUGUGUCCAUACAAGUCAAAUCAAACUUUAUUUAUACAGCACUUUUCAUACACAAAGGUAACUCAAAGUGCUUCACAAACCAAACUCAUAGACAAUUUACAAACCAUACUAUCUCCCCCUUCCCAGGUUAUAACCAGAGUAUAGCUUUGUGAUGAAAAAGAACACUGAAUACCAACACAGGACUGAAUAACAUAGGAAUAGAACAAACAAAGAAUAAUAAAAAGAAUAAAAUGCAAUUCAGUUAAGCUAAAUUAAAAAGGUGGGUCUUGAGUUUGUCAAAUAUGUAUUCUCUUCUAGCUCUUGGUUGGGUCUCGUGCAAAUGAUAUGUGUGUUGUGUGUUAUUAGCGUGUGUGUCUGCAGUUGGGUGCUGACCUGGGGCCUCAUGUAUAACGCCGUGCGUAGGA
Molecule: messenger RNA, 1690 nt
Organism: Gymnodraco acuticeps
Lineage: Eukaryota; Metazoa; Chordata; Actinopteri; Perciformes; Bathydraconidae
Gene: kcnk7
Product: potassium channel subfamily K member 1
Biological process (GO): stabilization of membrane potential; potassium ion transmembrane transport
Cellular component (GO): membrane
Molecular function (GO): potassium ion leak channel activity
Source: RefSeq, a predicted model, not a curated record